Lichtheimia ornata is the source of this 3066-nucleotide messenger RNA. RefSeq lists its product as uncharacterized. The coding region runs from base 1 to 3066 and encodes 1021 amino acids. Gene Ontology annotation, molecular function: RNA binding; 5'-3' RNA exonuclease activity; zinc ion binding. The transcript is spliced from 17 exons. Gene Ontology annotation, biological process: nuclear-transcribed mRNA catabolic process. Gene Ontology annotation, cellular component: nucleus. Lineage: Eukaryota; Fungi; Mucoromycota; Mucoromycetes; Mucorales; Lichtheimiaceae. The record is from RefSeq and is a predicted model, not a curated record.
AUGGGUGUUCCCGCAUUCUUCAGAUGGCUGUCAGACAAGUUCCCCAAGGUUAUCACUCAAGUUGUCGAGGAGAAGCCAAAGGUAGUCAAUGGCAACACCAUUCCCGUUGAUACGACAAAACCCAAUCCCAAUGGCGAAGAGUUCGACAAUCUCUACUUGGAUAUGAACGGCAUUAUCCAUCCGUGCUGCCAUCCGGAAAAUAAGCCUGCCCCAGAGACAGAGGACGACAUGAUGAUAGAGAUCUUUGCUUACCUUGACCGCAUUGUGGAUAUCGUUCGACCCCGUCAAGUUUUGUAUAUGGCCAUCGAUGGUGUUGCUCCACGAGCCAAAAUGAAUCAACAACGUUCACGCCGUUUCCGUGCUGCACAACUUGCUGAAGCCGAGAGAGAAGCCGAAGCCAAGGUGGAAAAAGAGCUCAAAGCCAUCGGUCAGGAACACCAACUCCCUGAAAAGAAGAAGCACUUUGACUCCAACUGCAUUACACCUGGUACACCUUUCAUGGCUCAUUUAGCUACGUGUUUACGUUAUCAUGUGGCUGCCAAGCAAAACAGUGAUCCUCUUUGGAAAGACCUCAAGGUGAUUUUGUCCGAUGCUACUGUACCUGGUGAAGGUGAACACAAGAUCAUGGAAUACAUUCGUGUCCAACGUGCAUUACCACAACACAAUCCCAACACAAAGCAUGUCAUUUAUGGCUUGGAUGCCGAUUUGAUUAUGCUUGCUCUUGGUACCCAUGAACCCCACUUCAAGGUCUUGCGUGAGGAUGUAUUUGGUGAUGACAAGAAGGGAUGUCGUAUUUGCGGUAAAACGGGUCAUAUCGCAGCUCAUUGCAAAGCCACACCCCAGGAGAUCGCUGCCAUCAAAGAAGCCAAGAGAGCCGCCGAGGGUGAACUUAAACCUUAUGUCUUUCUCCAUGUUAAUAUUCUUCGAGAGUAUUUGGAACAUGCACUGAAAUUCAAUGUCCCGGGCAUCCCAUGGAAUUUGGAGCGUGCGAUUGACGACUGGGUUUUCAUGUGUUUCUUUGUGGGCAAUGACUUUUUGCCUCACUUGCCAUCAUUGGAAAUUCGAGAGGGAGCCAUUAGCACACUUAGUUUGCUCUGGAAGCAGUGUAUGGUCAUGAUGGGUGGAUACAUGACUGAAAAUGGAGAGGUGGAUCUCAAACGUGUGCAAAUUUUGGUCACUGAGCUGGGCAAGAAAGAAGAUCAAAUCUUUACUGAACGGAGAGAGAAGGAGGAACGUCGUGCAAGAAACGCUAAGCGCAGAAAACUUGAGAAUGAAGCUCGAAACAAUCGACCUCUUCAGGGACAUGAUUUUGGUGCUAUGACAGCUGUGCCCGUUCAAAGCUACAAUAACCAAGGAAUGAGUAACAGUGCUGUUGUUGAGAACCGAGCAGCCUUACGUACCGAGAACCAGAACGCAGCUGCUUCCCUCAAGGCUGAAUUGAUGGGUUCGUCAGAUGCCCAAGUACCCUCCAUGAAUGAUGAUGCUCCACAUGGUGUCAAGCGUAAAGCCGAAGAAGAACUUGCCCCUGAGACUGGAGAAGAGGAAGAGGAAGAGGAAGAGGAUGAAGGACCAGCAACAGCUGAAGACAUCGAUCUUGAAGCCGCAGGUCGUGCUAUUCUUGAAAAGGCAAAAGCUGAUAAGAAAGCAGCUGAAGACGCUGCACGACAACGUGAGCCUGAUGAUGCAGUUCGGUUAUACGAGCAAGGAUGGAAAGAGCGAUACUAUCGCAUCAAAUUUGGUCUUGAAUUAUCUGAUACGGAAGCGAUCCAGCACAUCGUACGAUCCUACGUUGAAGGUCUUGUUUGGGUAUUCAAGUAUUAUUACAAGGGAUGUCCAUCUUGGUCCUGGUAUUUCCCAUAUUAUUAUGCACCAAUGGCUUCCGACUUUGUCAACAUUGAUUCAUUCGACAUUAAAUUCGAGCUCAACGAACCUCUCAGACCUUUUGAGCAAUUGAUGGGUGUCCUUCCACCAGCAAGUCGUGAUCACAUCCCAGUGGCAUUCCAUGGGCUGAUGACUGAUGAAGAUUCCCCGAUUCAUGACUUUUAUCCCGUUGACUUUGAAGUGGAUAUGGACGGCAAGAAAUGGGAAUGGCAAGGUGUUGUAAAGCUUCCGUUUAUUGAGACAUCACGAUUACUCGAAGCGAUGAACACGGUGUAUGAGCAGCUAAACGAUGAGGAGAAGGCGCGAAAUUCUGUUGGCAACUCGAUUCUCUUUGUGGAAGAGCAACACAAACUUUACAAUUCCGUCAGCACCGUUUACACCAAGCGUGCCACCGAAGGCAAUUUGGUCUUGGAUACAAGGUUAAGUGCUGGUAUGACUGGUUCGGUGGAUAAGGAUCCCGAUUGUAUUCCACGAAGCACGCUACGCACUCCAUUACCAAAUCAUGACUUGCCCGAUAUCUCCAAUGACAAAUCCAUAAGUGUUGUGUAUAUGCUACCGCCAUUACCAAGGGGUUAUCAAUUCUCAUCAAAUCUCUUACGGGGCUUGAAGCUCGACAAGACUACACUUGGAUAUGAAGAUUUGCAGAUGGCAACGUUUGAAACCAUCAAUACAGGACGGCGGCAGAAUACCUUUGGUGGUAGCCGGGGAUGGGUUCCACAAAUUAACCACUUGCAAGAAUAUCGUGAAUACAACUCUGGCCGAAAUCGUUACAGGAACAAUGGAUAUGGCCAAGGCGGUUACUAUGAUCCUUUUGAGCAGCAGCAGUAUUAUCAACAAGGCUAUGCUGGUGGAUAUGAUAAUAGAAACCAUGGAGGUUAUUAUGAUGGAUACCAGUACCAGCAGCAGCAACAACAACAACACUACCAGUAUCAUCAUCAACAACAGCAACAGCAGUACGGGUAUGGUCGAGGUGGUGGUCGAGGUGGUGGCCAAUACGAUCCUUAUGCACAACAACAAUAUCACCAUGGUGGUGGAUACCGAGGAGCUCCAUCUGGUGGUGGUGGUGGCUAUAGAGGAGGUUAUCGAGGAGGCCCAUCUGGUGGUGGAUACCGAGGAGGAGCACCUCGUGGCGGUGGUGGCUAUCGUGGUGGCUACAAUGGAGGAUAUUAUGGUGGACGUCGUUGA